AUGUUCUCAAAUGUUUUCUCACUCUUUUCGGGAGAACAGUCCGCUGUCGUCGACGUAUUGAAUAUAGAAAGUACCACAGUUCCAGAACCCAGCCACCCCUAUUAUCCGCUCAAUCUUAAGCUCGUCAAAUACACCGAACCAACAUAUUCUUUUGUUUUCCUCUUGACAUGUUUUUUUUGUGCGGUUUCUGUAGUAGCAAUUUUAUCUUUGAUACUCAUCUAUCACAAAAAAUCAGUUGCAUCCUUGGAUAAAGGAUAUUUUAUAUGGUUCAACAUAACUGGGUGUAUUCAUGUAUUCUUAGAAGGAUACCUUUCAUUGUUUUAUGGGACAAUUGCUGAGGAUAAUGGGAUCAUGAGUCAAUUAUGGAAAGAAUAUUCGUUAAGUGACUCGCGAUAUUUAUCAAGCGAUCCAUUCGUAGUCAUCAUGGAAAGUGUUACUGCGGCAAUUUGGGGACCUGUCGCUUUUUUGACUUCUAUUGCUAUUUAUAAUAAUUAUCCAUCUCGCCAUCUAUUACAACUCACAAUUUCAAUAGGCCUGAAGCGUUUUAUUACUGGUUCUACUUUAUCGGAAUUAAUUUCAUAUGGAUGA
Molecule: messenger RNA, 588 nt
Organism: Acaulospora morrowiae
Lineage: Eukaryota; Fungi; Glomeromycota; Glomeromycetes; Diversisporales; Acaulosporaceae
Source: the annotation of a GenBank genome assembly